Molecule: messenger RNA, 2027 nt
Organism: Thermothelomyces thermophilus ATCC 42464
Lineage: Eukaryota; Fungi; Ascomycota; Sordariomycetes; Sordariales; Chaetomiaceae
Exons: 1
Coding region: 281-1807 (508 amino acids)
Source: RefSeq, a predicted model, not a curated record
ACCGGAGUUGUUUGGGACGUGGUCCUUCGACACUCAACGCGGGCGACGACGUCGGCUGUCCCAUCUCUGCCCGUUCUUGCGGAGCCGGCAUUCCAACAGGCUUUUGACGGCCGGCAGAAGACAACGGAGCGCAGACCGGUUUUGCCGUUGUCCGGAUCCCAGGGUUGGUAAUCGGAGCCUUCGUCGAAAGGGAAGAGAUUUGGAGGAGGGGGGCAAGAGAGGUCAAAGAUCAACUUGGAGCCGCCUCGGUCUCCUCGGUUUCCCAGGUUACUCCUAGACCAUGGCAGUUCCCCGCACGCUCACGGCCGCGCUGGGUGCGGUCGCUUUUCUCCCUACGACUGCCAUGUUAGGCAUUCACAUCAUCUUGGCCCGCUCGCCCACAGAUAGGGCUCGGUCGGUGAAAGUGACGGGGGCUUUGGCUGCCGUCUUCGAGGCGUUCAUCUUCGUUCUCGUACCAUCCCUCACUGUCUCCCACCUCGUGCCAUGGGAUCCAGGGAGCGAAUCAAGGUUGUUGCGGAGGCUCUUGUUCGGCACGGGCUUAGCCUUGUGCACAAUUGCUUGGGCCGUGUCCGUGUCCAACCUCGUCUGCCUGAGCAGAGUUGCCGAUGAUCCGCACAGCACCAUCCUAGGCUCGGAGGCUGAUCACUUCGUCGUGGGAUCCUCGGUCGCCCUGGGGUUUGCGUUCGCCGCACAGCUAGGUUUUUUCAUUUUUCACUUCCUCUCCGGGAGGACGCCAAGUUCUUCCCCGGAAGUAUCGAUUCCCGAGCAGAAAACAGGUAGCAGGUUGGGGUGGCGGAUCAAGACGGUUCCGUACCACGAGACGACCCCGAACUCGGCCAAUUCUCUCGGUAGCAGUUUUUCCUUUGGUACGCCGACGUCUCCCGGAUCUAGCGGUGGCCGCUCCAGGCCGAAUACCAUGAGCUCGAUUCGGACUUCUUUUUCACACGCUAUCCGGCCGUUUACCUCCAAGACGCGUCUGUUAUCUCUGAGUCGCCGUUUCUCGCAUAAGCCCGCUUCUCUCGAUCUGGGUGCACCCCAAGAACCACGGCCACGGUCAGUGGGAGCGGGAUUCGACUACUGGGACACGUCAGCCGUCGGCUCAGAGAACCGGCAGACGGUGUUAGAGUCUUUCACGCCGCCGCCGAGCCGCUCGCUCGCGACCAUCCCGGCCAGUCCGUCGAACAGCAGAAGCUCCAGCCCCGGCAGGUCGCUGGACAUGCUCGAGCCGCCCCACACCACGCGCAGGAGCCGCAGCUACAGCUCCGUCUCGUCGCGGGCCAUCCAGGCGCAGCGUAUCGCCUUCACGCAGCAGAAGUCACACAGCGAGGCCCACAUCCACCCGCUCUUCCGGUCCGACUCGCCCGCGCCGCCCUUGGCCACGCCUGGGACCGUCGUCGUCGCGGCACCCAACGCGGGCAAGGUCAUCGCCGACAGGCAGAGCAUCCGGAGCAUCCAGAGCUUGCGCCGGCUGCGCAGCGAGAGCCUGCCCACCGUGACGAGCCCGCUCAGCCGGGCCGCCUCGGUCGACUCCUUCGUGGUAAGCCGCCGGGAGAACAGCAUGUCGCGUUCGAUCCGGGAGGAGGCCGGGGCGAUGGCCGGGGCUGCCGCCACCACUACCACUGCCCCUGCAGCAGCUGGUGGUACCGGCAGGGAGGAUGCGGAGCGCAAGUCCGUGCCGCCGAUCCCGGAAUACGUCUUGAAUGCUGGGCCAAGAUCAAGCUUGGCUCUUUACCAGAGCCGCAAGAAUGAAGAGGGUGGCCAAGGUUCGCCUGACUCCGAGCAGCAACCGACUUCCUCCCCUUCUUGACAAUUUUGUCACGUACGACAUCUUGAUGGCUUAUGACCAUGGUCCUCGUAUGAACCAGUAAGGGCGUCCAUCACCGCCUUCACUUCACUUUUCUCUUCUUCUGAGAUUUUUCUUUUUCAUUUUUCUUCGUAUGAGGGGAGUUCGGGAGUCUUGAAGAGCAACGAUACCAACUGGAAAUGAUGAUCGAUACUUUAGCGCGGCGUUGAACGAGGCCGGGGGG